GCCCGGUCCUGGGUGCACACGGCCUCGCGGUGGGGGAGCGCUGGCGGGGCGCGGCCCCCGGACACUUCGCUCUUUGUGCCGCUGCCGCUCAGGAGAGGCCCGACCCCGCGGGGCGACAUCGGGGCCGAGCUCAGCCGCAGCCUCAACAAAGGUGAAAUUCUCAAGGUGCUGAAUAAAUUCUACAAACGGAAAGAAAUGCAGAGACUGGGCGCUGAGAAUGGCCUGGACGCGCGGCUGUUUCACCAGGCCUUCAUUAGUUUCCGCAAGUUUGUGAUGGAAGACGAAUCGCUGAACGUGGACCUGCACAUCAUUCUCAGUGAUAUCUGCUACGGGGCAGGUCACGUGGACGAUCUCUUCCCUUACUUCAUGCGGCAGGCAAAGCAGGUUUUCCCAAUGUUGGACUGCAUGGACGACCUCCGCAAGAUCAGUGACCUGCGUCUGCCGGCUAACUGGUACCCAGAAGCCAGGGCAAUUCAGAGAAAGAUUAUCUUCCACGCCGGCCCCACCAACAGCGGCAAAACCUACCACGCCAUCCAGCGUUACCUGGCUGCCUCAGGGGGAGUGUAUUGUGGGCCCCUCAAACUGCUGGCUCACGAGAUCUACCAGAAGAGUAAUGACGCUGGUGUAGCCUGUGACCUGGUGACGGGUGAAGAACGCACCUUUGUGGACGUGGAAGGAAGACAGUCAAGCCACGUGGCCUGUACCAUCGAAAUGUGCAGCGUCACCACACCGUACGAAGUGGCCGUGAUUGAUGAGAUACAGAUGAUCAGAGAUCCUUCUCGAGGCUGGGCUUGGACUAGAGCGCUGCUCGGACUUUGUGCAGAAGAAAUUCACAUCUGUGGGGAAGCUUCGGCCAUUAACCUGGUGAUGGAGCUGAUGUACGACACGGGAGAGGAAGUGGAGGUUCGGAAUUAUGAGCGGCUGACGCCGAUCUCGGUGCAGGACUCGGCCCUGGGAACGCUGGACAGCCUGAGACCCGGCGACUGUGUCGUCUGCUUCAAUAAAAACGACAUUUACUCCAUUAGCCGCCAGAUCGAGAUCCGCGGGCUGGAGUGUGCCGUCAUAUACGGCAGCCUCCCACCAGGAGCAAAACUGGCUCAGGCCAAGAAAUUCAACGACCCCAAUGAUGCCUGUAAGAUCAUGGUUGCCACCGACGCCAUUGGGAUGGGCCUGAACCUGAGCAUCAAACGCAUCAUCUUUAACUCACUGAUGAAGCCAAGUGUCAACGAGAAGGGAGAGAAGCAGAUGGACACGAUCACCACCUCGCAGGCCCUGCAGAUCGGGGGCCGGGCAGGGAGGUUCCGCUCGGCCUUUAAGGAGGGGGAGAUAACCACCAUGCACCAGGAGGACCUGCCCGUGCUCCGUGAGAUUCUGGCCAGGAACAUCGACCCCAUAGAGACUGCUGGAUUACAUCCCACGGCAGAGCAGAUCGAGAUGUUUGCUUACCACCUGCCAGAUGCCUCACUCUCCAACUUAAUCGAUAUCUUUGUCAGCCUGUCGCAAGUGGACGGCCUGUACUUUGUGUGUAACGUGGAUGACUUUAAGUUCCUGGCGGACAUGAUCCAGCACAUCCCCCUCAACCUUCGUGUGCGCUAUGUCUUCUGCACGGCGCCCAUCAACAGGAAGCAGCCCUUUGUCUGCACCUCCUUCCUCAAGUUUGCCCGACAGUUUAGCCGGAAUGAGGCCAUGACGUUUGAUUGGUUGUGUCGACACGUUAACUGGCCAGUUGUCCCUCCCAAAAAUAUCAAAGACCUGGUGCAUCUGGAAGCUGUGCACGAUGUGCUGGAUCUGUACCUGUGGUUAAGCUACCGGUUCAUGGACAUGUUCCCAGACGCUAGUCUUGUGCGGGAGAUUCAGGGCGAAUUGGACAGCAUCAUUCAGAUAGGUGUGCGUAACAUCACCCGCUUGAUCCGGGCUUCAGACCCCAACAGCUCCCUGAGUGCCCAGGGUGUGGGCGAGGAGGUGGUCCCUCUGUACAGGGGGGCUGUGACUGAGCGGGGCAUCAUCUCCGAGGACUUUGUCAUCCCAGAGCUCGGUGGCUGUAAGGGAGCGAGGAGACUGCGAGGGUCCAAAGCCCUGGGUUACACAGCGGAAGCGAAGCGUGGCCAGGGAGCCAGGCAGUCGCUGAGCACCAGGCUGAUACAGGAGGGGCUGCUCAGCCCUGAGAUCCUGGAGCAGCUACAGAGGGAGUGGUAUGCCGAGCGAGCCAAGGGUCCGCAGCCUGACACAGACACUGCAGCCAGCAGCCGGACCAAAGCCCCCAACAAAGCAGUCAGGAAGAAGAAGAAAUGAGUGGACGCAAAUCUUGAAUUCUUUUGGAGUCCUGUAGUGUAUUGGUUAGAGCAUUCUCCUCGCGAGCGAGAGAACCUGUGUUCAAUUCCCGGGCAGAGCGAAACCUUAGGCAAGUUUCCUUACUCCACACGCCUCUGUUUACCUAGCAGUUUCACCUGCAAAGUACACAGUCAAUCCACUUCACAGUAUAUCUUGAGACGUGGUAACGUGGUAUAUAAUAAUAACGUGAUAAGGUGCUGUAUUAAAUGCAAGGAUUAUUAAAAAAAAUGUUAGAACCCAUUUUGUUUCUGAAUAUCAGGAACGGGACAAAUAAUAAAGGGGACUAAAUAUCAAUCGAUAAGGUACAGUUCCAUUUAGCUGCUGAGUAUCUGGGCACUGACAAAAUGCCUGCAAUGUCAGUAUGUGCAGGUUAUUUUUCUAUGUAUCUUUGUAAUACGAAGAAUAUUAGCAUGGGCAGAGCGUUUGCAGGUCUGUGCUGGUCACGAGCCAGCAAUCUGAUCACGAGACAAGAGAUUUGAACCUGUAUUGUGGAGCUGUGUCCAGCUCGUGUUUUCUGACUGUCAGUGCCUCCCUGGGAGUGUAUCACCCCGAGAUUGCGUUCAGUGAAUGCACGGAGGAAUCUCCUUUUACACAGAUUUACUACGUGAUGUCCUCCAUUCGGAUCUCUCCUUCCAACAAGUCGAGCGAUCUCGACUCAAUAAAGAGGAAGCAUUGUA
This is a messenger RNA of Callorhinchus milii (elephant shark), 3008 nucleotides long. RefSeq names its product SUV3-like helicase (gene supv3l1). The transcript is spliced from 15 exons. The record is from RefSeq and is a predicted model, not a curated record. NCBI's taxonomy places the organism in Eukaryota, Metazoa, Chordata, Chondrichthyes, Chimaeriformes, Callorhinchidae. Gene Ontology annotation, cellular component: mitochondrial degradosome. Gene Ontology annotation, molecular function: hydrolase activity, acting on acid anhydrides; RNA helicase activity; ATP binding. The coding region runs from base 196 to 2292 and encodes 698 amino acids. Gene Ontology annotation, biological process: RNA catabolic process; mitochondrial RNA 3'-end processing.